Seriola aureovittata is the source of this 1318-nucleotide messenger RNA. RefSeq names its product stum, mechanosensory transduction mediator homolog (gene stum). The coding region runs from base 894 to 1295 and encodes 133 amino acids. NCBI's taxonomy places the organism in Eukaryota, Metazoa, Chordata, Actinopteri, Carangiformes, Carangidae. The transcript has 2 exons. The record is from RefSeq and is a predicted model, not a curated record.
GAGAGAGAGAGGGAGAUGACCUAGUAGAAAAAGGGGGGUUGUAAUGUGCACCUUCUCUUCUCUGUCUUGGAGAGGUGUGUGGGUUGAGCGUGAUUUUACGGAGAGAGAGAGAGAAAGAGAGAGAGGGAGAAAGAAAGAAAGAAAGAAAAAAAGAAAAAGAAAAGUGACUUCAGAGGAAAUUUCUGAAAAGUGCUUCAUAUCUUUUGAGGAUUUUUCUGAAGACAUUCAAACAAGGAGGAAGUGUCACUGAUCAACAUUCCUGGAGAACAUGUUGGACAUGGAAACAAAUGGCAGACACCACUGACGUCUGUUGAGCCAGUGUGGUCACUUGAAGUGAGGACAACUCAACAAUCUUGAAGAAAAAAGUCUCACCUUACUUCAGACUGUUUCUUGCUUGGACAUCAACAGCUACAAGUAUGAGGUGACUUCUCCAGAGGAAUUUAGAAGAUAGCAGCUCUCCAGGGUAGACUGAAAUUUGCUUGAAUAUUCAUGAAAAGCUUUUAGGCACCAAAAUAUUCCUUGGAUAAAUCUGAAGGUUUUUCAAAACUGACUUUGGGAACCUCCUCUGGACUAGAAUUAAGCAUUUCUGUUUGUUCUUUGGACAUAUAUAGCUUUUUAAAAUCCAUUUAACUGCAGAAACUGCUUUCAGACAACGUGUUGAUAUUUUAAUUUAUUUGCUACUGAAUGUGACAUAGGUGGUGACUUGUGAGCCAACUGUUUCAUGUACUGCAGAAUAUUUUAGAUAAUCCUCAGGGGAUUCAAUCAAUCACCAUUGAUUAUAUUUGCCUUCUACUGAAUCAGUAAUAAUCUAAAUCCAGAGGGAGAAGGGCUGGGAGGAAAGCAACCCUCAUUUAUCACCAGCUAGUCUUAGUCUUUGUUCAUAGAAUAGAAGGAUGGCACAGAAAGAAGGAGGAACAGAGCAGGGGCGUGUUAAGACAGGGGACAAUCUGGGGGCCAAAGCCAUGGCCGGGGCCCCUAUUGCAGGCGGAGGAGUGGUGGUGGAGGUCAGGGAGAAGAAGGGACCUCUGCGGGCUGCAAUACCUACAAUGCCUUUCCCUCUUGCUGUCAUCUGUCUGUUUCUGAACACCUUCAUACCUGGACUAGGUACCUUCAUCUCAGCGUUCACGGUGCUGUGUGGAGCUCGCAGUGAGCUGAUCUCCGAGAAAGGUGUGUGCUGUGUGUUCUGGCUCAAUGUGGCAGCAGCCCUGAUCCAGAUACUGACGGCCGUUAUCAUGGUUGGAUGGAUCAUGAGCAUCUUCUGGGGAAUGGACAUGGUCAUCCUCGCGAGUCAGUAGCUGUCGAUCUGUUUAUCUUUCUG